AUGUCGUCAAAAAUAAAAUCUGGGCAUAAAAUUAAAACAAAAUCAAAAUUCAAAGUUCAACAUCAAAAACACAAAGUAUUUCGAGCCAAUGAUCCACUCCUUUCCGUCUUAAUGUGGGGAGUGAAUUUUACGAAUCGUCAGUUAGAUAAUGUAAAUAUUCCUGUAAUGCUACUUCCCGAACACUUCAGAGCGUACAUUAAAAUUCGUACUGACAAUCAAAAUUUUAAUAAGGAAGUUAUGCCAAGUCAUUUUAAAGUAAAAGAAUAUUGUCCUCUAGUAUUUCGUGCUUUUCGAGAAUAUUGGAAAAUUCACGAUAGUAGUUUUCGAGAUUCAUUAUCCGACUCACCUAUUCCAUUAGAUCAACUAACAAAGUCAACUUUACCUAUUUAUUUAUCAUCAGACAGACGUUUUAUCCUCAAAUGUAUUACGAAAGAAGACGUUGGACAAAUACAUCAAGUACUUCCAGAAUAUCAUAGAUAUAUAGUUGAAACACAGGGUGAUACAUUAUUACCUCAUUUCUAUGCGAUGUAUCGUUUAACGGUGGAUGAUAAAGAAAAUUAUAUUCUUGUAACGAAAAAUGUUAUAUCCAGUAGACUGAGAAUACACGCGAAAUAUGAUGUUAAAGGUUCAACAGUGGACCGUAGUGCAUCAGAUAAAGAAAAAUCAAAAGGCAGCCCAACAUUAAAAGAUAACGAUUUUAUUAAUGAUAAACGAAUCAUUGAAAUCGGCGAUCAAAAAAGAACAUUUAUGGAUAAAUUGAAGCGAGAUGUUAAUUUUUUAGUUACUCAAUAUUUAAUGGAUUAUUCAUUAUUAAUUGGCAUUCACGAUAUAGAGAAAGGUGGGGUACAGGAAAAAGAGUAUACAUUGACAAGUGGGAGCGAAAUGGCGACAUCGGACUUGUCUGGUAACGAAAGUGACAACAAUAAUCCGUCCGGUUCUGAAAGUCCUACGCCUGGUAAUGAAGAAGCAUUAUGGGAUGAUGAAACAUUCAUGAUCAGAAGUUCUGAAAAUUCUGCGCGUCGUGAAUUAUAUUGGAUGGCUCUUAUUGAUUUUACCUAUUAUGGUAUGAAGAAAAAAGGAGCAAAUGUCGCUAAAACAAUGAAAUAUGGAGGUGACGAAAUAUCGACCGUUAAUCCAGAACAUUAUGCAAGAAGAUUUUUAGACUUUAUUGAAAAAGUUAUUGUUUGA
Didymodactylos carnosus is the source of this 1188-nucleotide messenger RNA. NCBI's taxonomy places the organism in Eukaryota, Metazoa, Rotifera, Eurotatoria, Philodinida, Philodinidae. The record is from the annotation of a GenBank genome assembly.